This is a messenger RNA of Ornithodoros turicata, 1515 nucleotides long. RefSeq lists its product as uncharacterized. NCBI's taxonomy places the organism in Eukaryota, Metazoa, Arthropoda, Arachnida, Ixodida, Argasidae. Bases 49 to 966 code for a protein of 305 amino acids. The transcript has 2 exons. The record is from RefSeq and is a predicted model, not a curated record.
GCAGACGCACUCACAGGAAAAGGCGGGAAACGCUGGAGAAGGUCCAUAAUGCGCAACUUGAUGCGAUUAGGAGUUCUGCUGUCGACAAAGGAGUCGACUCUACAGUGGCUGCAACAGAACGGCCUUGUGCCAACAACGAGAAGGUGCCCGUAUUGCAACGCCGUGCUCACCGUUGAGGUAACGGAAGACGAAAUUGGCGAAUUCAGGUGCCAUAAAGAUCACGGGGAUGAUGGGGCCUUUCAACAAUCAGCGACGGCGAACACCUGGCUUGAAGGCACUCGUCUGUUGGCAAGACAGGUGAUCGCCUUAACGUACACGUUUGCUAGGGACUACAACUACGACGCGGCUGUCACCGAGUCCUCAUUUGGAGCAAGACGAACAUCCACCGAAACGGUGACCGAUUGGUACAACUCCUGCAGGGAGGUGUGCGGUAACGCUCUGAAAAUUAAAUAUUCGAACGUGGGCAAAAUUGGGGGGGACGGCCACGUCGUAGAAGUAGAUACGUGCAAAAUUGGGACGCAAAGUAAGGGGAACGCUGUGGAGGGGACCUGGGUAAUUGGCAUGUUAGAUGUCCACACGGAUGAGCUACGAUUGGAAAUUAGCUGGGAUAACGCGCGCGAUGCGAUAACAUUACUAUCGCACAUCAAAAACAACGUGGAAAACGGCACUGUAAUUGUCACUGAUUGCUGGAAGGGCUUCGUGGGGAUUGAUCAGAACGGAUUCGAGCGCUUAACGGGUAACCACAGCUUAAACUACGUUGAUCCGGACACGGGGGCCAACACCACCAAAAUUGUAGCUCAGUGGAGGCCCCUCAGAAAACAAUUGGCAAGGCGGGGAGUCAAAAACGACAGCAUGGGGGGGCAUCUGUUAGAGUUUUUGUGGCGCCGUGAUUGCAGGCGCCAUCAUCAGGACCCGUUUGACAAAAUUUUGCUAGAUAUUAGGGACAUGUAUCCAGGUUUGGAAUAAAAAUUGCGAGGAUCCGCCCACUUCGCCUUCCGAAACCGGUUCAAGAAGAAAGAGCCGUUACUGGUCUUCCAUUGACGACACUUCCCGCUGUACAUUUCUGGCACGUAUACAUCUCAGUCAUCUACUCGGGCAUCUCAAGCAAAACACAGUCUUACUAUCAACGUGCACCAACCGAGCAUCAGUGACAAAUAUGUGCGCUGCUUAUCAAGUAUCUCGACUUCACCUCGGUCACAUGUUCUGUGUAUCAAGCUGGGCUUAACUGUCCUCAGUGUGUCAUCAUCAGUCGUCCUCCGAACGUGUGCACUCUAUGUGUCAGCCUGGAUUGUCCCAGGCUCAGUGAUCUCAUUCUCCAUUGGAUUGGUCGUAGUCAGCCAGUUUCUUGCUGUUGGACGACCUCAUGUUCUUCCUCAGCCAAGUGGAAGUAUGAGACUUUUUUUUUAUGUUAAAAGCUGCAUUUUGUGACAGUUUCACAUAGUUUUAUUUUUCUUUCUCUCGUAAUGUGAUAUCAAGUAAACCAUGUUACACAUUUUCCGAGAACACGAUACUAUA